UGGACGUGGCCGGAGCGCGCCUGCGCACAGGUGUCUGUGUCUGGCAAUGGCGGGAAGCGUGGCGCUGAGGUUAUUUUAUUUGUGUUCAGUUCUCCAGUGUGGCUCAUCAUGCAAUACUUGAAGCAAUUCUACCAGUCUUCGAACGCAAACUGUUUCAGAGGGAAGGGAGAUGCUUCCCCAGAGACAAAUACCAAUUAAACUCUGUUCUUUACAUACAAGAGUCAAUCCAGACACUCCAACUCCUUUUCUUUCUUGUGAAUGGGGAAAAUAUGGUAACCUACAGACUGUUCCUAACAGAAGAAAGAAAACCCUAACUACUCACAAAUGCUUCUUGUCAGAAUGAAAUUCCUACAGCUACUGUCCAGGAAACCUGGGAGACUGGAAAUGCUUUUUCAAAUACCUUUUUGCCAAAAGCAAUUCCCAUAUUUGUGUCUGGCUACCUCCACUUGUCUUUAUAGUAAGAAGAAAAAAGCGAACAGUUAUGAACAAGUUGACCAAGAAAAAUACAAGAACUUGGUCUACUCUGUUACAUCUUACAAAACCAGCGCCCAAACACCAGAGACAAUAUUUGAAGAAGACAAUUUGUUAUAUGGGCCACCGGAUAAACACAGACCUCCAGUUAAAGCUGAAACAAAAACUCCCAAGAACUGGGUUCCUUUAAUAAACCCCAACAAGAGAAUUCCCCUUCUCAACAGUGAUUCAAACCUCCCCAUGAAAAUCUCUUUACAAAAAACAAAAAUGCCCAGUGUUACCCGUGUUCUUCAACAGACUAUGUCUCCACAGCAAGCCUUUUAUCUAGAAAGAUGGAAGCAGAAAAUGAUACUGGAACUUGGAAAAGAUGGUUUUGCGGAGUAUACUAAAAAUCUUUUCCUCCAAGGAGAGCUCUUUCAUGCAGCUUUGGAAUCUAUAUUCCUGUCUGAAGAUAUGGCAGCUAAGGAGCAGGGAGAAGAUGUUGCUAUUUCCGGCUACUUAUCAAGUGUGCAACAUGUCUUAAAAGAUAUCAGCGAAGUGAAAGCUCUGGAAAGUGCCGUUCAUCAUGAGACUCUUCAGUAUCUGGGCCUGGUAGACUGCGUGGCUAAGUAUCGAGGCCAGUUGUGUGUGAUUGACUGGAAAACUUCAGAGAAACCAAAACCAUCUCUGAAGAAUACUUUUGACAACCCACUACAGGUUGCAGCGUAUAUUGGAGCCAUAAAUCAUGAUGCCAAUUAUGACUUCCAGGUUAGCUGUGGACUCAUUGUGGUUGCCUAUAAGAAUGGCUUCCCUGCCCAUCCGCAUUUCAUGGAUCCUGAUCUGUGUUCACAGUACUGGAAUAAGUGGCUUUUGCGCCUUGAAGAGUACACGGACAGAAACUGACCCAAGAAGCAAGUGGUCUGAGCACAGAGCCAAAGCAAGAAUCCUUUGUUUUAAUCUUCCAUUUGAAUACAUACUCUUUUUCAAGUAACUUUGGCUAAUUUCUUAAUAUCAAAGUUUUCCCUUCGCCCUCAAAAAAAGAAAGAAAAAUUGGAGUGGGGAAUGUGUAUUUGCUUAUGUUGUAGGUGACUUAAAUAGACCUGGCCAGACAAAGUUGACUGACUUAGUCUCUGUUUUUCCCCACAGAGUUUGUACAACCUGAGGUUGAUAGGAAAGUUUCCUUUAUCAAGUAAAACUGUUCAAUCAAAUCAUCCUUCUUUUGUCAUUUUUGAGAAAAAAAAAAACGUUGCAGAACUGAGACUUUGAAAAUGAAGUUGGUGAACUAAAGCAAAAGGACAUUUGCAUUGUCUGAGCUGAGAGAAAUGCAAACGAUAAACAAAUGAGUAUAGUAGACUGGGUUUCAGUCAGCUUAGUUCUUGCUCAUCUCAAAGGUAUCUGUUAACGGGCUUGUUACUAUUUGUGGUUUUUCUUACAGCAACAACUGGAAAAACUGCACUAAAAAUUGUAACCAAAGUUCUCAUAAGCACUUAUUUAAAAUACGAAGACAAAGCGAUCGUUUAAGAGAAGUGGCUUUAACAGAAGAGGAGCUGAAUCGUAACUGAUACACUUAGAAAUUUCCAGCAAGCAUUCUGAAAAGUUGGGGAAAUUUAACUACUACUAGUGGCUCCUCCUGCAGGUUUCUUAACAGGCUGCAUGGCCUGCGCAAAAGAACUGUGAGUGUGAACAGGCUUUGAACCUUGGGAUGUGAAGCUCUGAGCGGGCCAUGUCUGCAGCUGUCCUCAGCUCUCCUGACUUGUCUGUGAGUCUGAACCGACAAGGAGGCCAUCCGCGUGGAACCACCUCCAGUGUCAGGUUAUUGCCAGUGCGAGUAAGUUUCUUUCUAUAAAGCGGCUUGUGACUUUGAAGCUGGGCCUUCUGAGGAGUGAAGAGCUGCUGGUUGGGUUUUUGGGGGGUUGUUUUUUGUGUUUGGUUAUAUUUUUCUAUAAGUUUGUGUGUAAAUGUUCUAAAACAGAAGUUACUUUUGAAGCUUGUUUCAUAAAAUCAAGUCUAUAAGACACAGAAUAAGCUGUGAUGAUGUCAGGUGAUAUUGCUUUGUGUAUUGCACACCUGGAGACCUUUUUUCCUCAUCUUCUUUGUUUUAAUCUGAAUUGUAUGUAUAAGUUUUCAUAACACCACUGCAGAUUACAAAUAAAAAUAGAACCCAACCUGUAAGCUUCAAGAAAA
Grus americana (Whooping crane) is the source of this 2634-nucleotide messenger RNA. RefSeq names its product mitochondrial genome maintenance exonuclease 1 (gene MGME1). The transcript has 6 exons. Lineage: Eukaryota; Metazoa; Chordata; Aves; Gruiformes; Gruidae. Gene Ontology annotation, biological process: mitochondrial DNA replication. The record is from RefSeq and is a predicted model, not a curated record. Gene Ontology annotation, cellular component: mitochondrion. Gene Ontology annotation, molecular function: single-stranded DNA exodeoxyribonuclease activity. The coding region runs from base 325 to 1353 and encodes 342 amino acids.